This is a messenger RNA of Parnassius apollo (apollo), 1596 nucleotides long. NCBI's taxonomy places the organism in Eukaryota, Metazoa, Arthropoda, Insecta, Lepidoptera, Papilionidae. The record is from the annotation of a GenBank genome assembly.
AUGGAUGAUGGUACAAAGAGGAACGCGCAUAGGGCCGCUGCCUGGGGUCGCCGGGGCGCGUCUGGAGCUGGCGCUGGACGCGGCAGCAUGCGGGCCGCCAGCCGAGCGCGAGGAGCUGUACGAUCACCUAGCAGCCCUCCGCAUCCAUCAUCCCCACCAGAAGGCUUGGUGUCGGCUGGGUCUUCUCGGACUCAGCAAGCGGCACCCGCCGCUGGUGGAGCACGUCGCAUGCGUUGGUCACAAACAAUGAACGCAAACGCACUGCGGGCGUACUUUAGGGCAAAAGGGGAAGAAACCGGAUGUUUGGCAUAUCGGGCUCGGAUGCAUCGCUUUUUUGCAGAGCUGGAGCCAUCUCUAUCCGUCACUGAGCAAAACCUGGCAGACCGAGUUCGGUACAUCCUGCGCUCCAACAUAUUUGGUGACGCCGAACUCGAACGACUACGACGUGAGGCUGUUCCCUCAUCGGAUGGAAAUGCUACGGCUGGGAAUGCGGCGCCACUAAUUGCGCAGCAAACUGCAAAUGUGGACGCUGCCGUCAAUAUUCCAUUUGUAGUUGAUUCAGACGAUGAUGGAAUAGUCCCCCACGAACUAGAGAAAAUGAGGAGCAUAUUGGAAGAGUCGAUGCUGGAAACGCGCAGCAUGCCUCUCGAAAAUCGACCGCGACUUCCCCGCAUACCCCUUAGCAAGCGAAAUCGGGCUGUCGUGCGGGCUCUUAACCCAAUGCUGGUGACCUAUUUGGAAGCCAGCCGGGACCUUUGCGAGACGGACUCUAUUCUUUUUGGCGCCGCACUGGCAGUAUGCCGUAUUAUUGGCGCCAAACUUCCCAUGGCUGGACGUGCUACUCAACAAGGUAGUGCCAUCCCAGCCUGGAGAAAAAGAAUCGAGGACCGUAUCGCAAAGGCAAGGGCCCUUAUCGGCAGACUGACAAGCUUCAGGUCGGGUAAUAUUAGACCGAGAGUUGUGCGCACCGUUAGAAUGGCGUUUGCUGGGACAAAUAUUAGUUUGUCCCAGCCGGAUAUCACGCAGAAACUAACGGAGCGCAUAGAUGACCUGAAGCAAAAAAUCGCUGCUUGGGGGAAGCGGAUUCGACGAUUUAGCGAGAGGUUAAGGCGGUUCAACCAAAAUCGUCUCUUCCAGAGUGAUCAGAAGAGGCUCUAUAAAUCAUUGGAGCGACCAGAGGUAUGUGGAGCGGGCCCAGGACCGGAUCAGGCUGACACUGUCGCGUUUUGGCGUGGCCUGUGGUCAGAGCCCGUAAACCACAGCGAGGGCCCUUGGAUGGAAGUUGUGGCGAGCCAGAGUGCAAGUGUUACGCCUAUGGACCCCGUCACCAUAACGCCUGAAGACGUGGCUGAGGCGGUCCGUAGGGCCCCGAACUGGAAAAGUCCGGGGCUUGACGGGCUGCAUCAUUACUGGCUGAAGGGGUUCGUAGUGUGUCACGCUGUGCUCGCCCGACAGUAUCAAGAGGCUCUCGAUCAGAAGUCGCUCCCGAGCCUCUUCACUACUGGGAUCACUCACUUGGUUCCUAAAGAUCAGGAUACCACAGACCCGAGCAAAUACCGCCCCAUCACAACCCAACCAGAUGAGAAAACUAUAUAG